This is a messenger RNA of Meira miltonrushii, 3189 nucleotides long. RefSeq lists its product as uncharacterized. Gene Ontology annotation, molecular function: antiporter activity. Gene Ontology annotation, biological process: proton transmembrane transport. The record is from RefSeq and is a predicted model, not a curated record. Gene Ontology annotation, cellular component: membrane. The transcript has a single exon. Bases 91 to 2973 code for a protein of 960 amino acids. Lineage: Eukaryota; Fungi; Basidiomycota; Exobasidiomycetes; Exobasidiales; Brachybasidiaceae.
AAAGUGUUGUUGUUGUCAAAGGGUCACAUCUAUUCAACGAUCACAAACCCAAUUCAGGGCUGGAUCCUGACAACUGUCAUCCUAGCAAAGAUGACUUAUGGGUGGAUAUCACAUAAUGAUCCUCUCAUCUUUGAUCCGAAUAACAGCAUAUUCUCUUCAAACGGAUUAAGUUUGUUCUUAUGUCAAGUUUUGAUCAUUCUUGUGCUGUGUCUCAUCCUUGGAACAUUCUUCCAACGAAUCGGACAGCCAAGAGUUGUCGGUGAGCUACUCGCAGGUGUCGUUCUCGGUCCAACGGCAUUCGGCAAUAUUCCAAAUUUCACCAACACAAUCGUCCCUUCAGUCUCUCUGCCUUUGUUAUCGCUCACGUCAAAUAUAGGUUUGAUCCUUUUCAUCUUAUUGGUAGGACUGGAAACGGAUACAGAUACAAUCAUCAAAAAUGCAAGAAAGGUUGCAUUGAUUGCCAUACCUGGAAUGGCAAUCCCAUUUGCUAUCAGCGUUGGACUUGCAAAUUUUGUCUACAAACGUUCAACCGAUCAAUCACAAGAUUUUUCAACAUUUAUGCUCUUUGUUGCCACUGUUAUGGCAGUAACAAGUUUAUCAGUCUUAUCUAGAAUCGUUUCGGAAUUGCAAUUGGUCAAUACACUCUUGGGAAGUCUUGUGAUUGCAGCUGGUGCAUUGAAUGAUCUGUUGGGUUAUAUCCUGCUAGCACUUGGCAGUUCAUUGGCUACGAAGGGAAGACAAAUUAAUGCUCUGUAUGAACUGCUGGUAGCACUUGCUAUGUUCUUGGUUCAAUGGUUCAUCGUACGUCCAGUGAUGUUCUGGUGGAUUACCAAAAAGUCAAACUUUGACUUGCACGGAUCUUCGAAGCAACGUGUACCGGCAGGAUUGAUGGCAUUUACCAUCUUGGGCGCUUUUGUGUCAGCUUUCAUCACAGAAGCAUGCAAUCUGCACCCGAUCUUGGGCGCUCUUUUAUUCGGAAUCGCUUGUCCACACGGAAACUUUGCAGUGAUGGUGACAGAAGCAAUCGAAGUGGUUUCAGUGCAAAUCCUUUUGCCACUCUAUUUCGUUACAAGUGGACUGAAGGCAGAUUUCAAGUUACUUGAUUCUGGUUUGAUUUGGGGUGAAUUGAUUUUGAUCUUUGCAGUCGUCUUUAUGAGCAAAUUUGUCGCAACAACACUUUGCACUCGUUUGACAGGAUUCGACUGGAUGGAAUCAUGCUUUGUGGCAAGUUUGAUGCAGAGUAAAUCGAUUAUUGAAUUGAUCAUUUUGAACGCAGGACGAGAAGCUGGAGUAUUGAAUGCACAAGUGUACAGUAUGUUAUUUAUCACCUUCAUUCUUUCAACUUUGACGGUACGGCCUCUGUCUACAUUCAUUUGGAAGCGAAGAAAGGUGUCCAAGCAAUCAUAUGAUGAAGAUUCAACGGAAACCUCGACAAACAUCACUGAAAAGACUGAUGAAGAAGAACAAGGAGCUCAAAAGAGUACAAAUUAUAAUGUCGCAGGUCGUACCACAUUGUUCCCAAUUAUCACUGCAUUAACAUCAAUCAAUCCUGCUAUGGAACCAUUGACGGCACUUAUGCAAUUGGCCAAACAGAACAAUACUGAAAAAGGCAGUGCAGGAUUCGUGUUUGAUAUCGUUCGUUAUUUACAAAACGACAAUUCAGCUUCGAACAUUUUGAGAAAUUUGAAUUUGCAUGGUGAUGAAGUAUUGAGUGCGGCAAAGAUGAUUGCUCGUAUGCAAAACGUGCGUCUUUUUACCUCGAAUCGUUCAACUUAUUCGGAUUUGGUUACCACAAGUAGCGAUGAUGAUACGCUGGACGAUCUUCGUGGACGGGUACGAACGGUGAAUGGAACAGCAAUUCUCAAUGAAGAAACAAAUGAUUUAGGCGCAAGUAUGAUUGUAGCAUUAUGGGAUAGGAAAUCUAAUCUGUCUUUCUUACAAAGUGAUCGUGAAGGUGAAUCGGUUGGCAGAUACGAUGCAAUGACGAAUGCUGCAGACGAUUAUAUCUAUCAUACGGACACUAUGGCAACACAUCUGUUCAACACAAGUGUCAAAAAGACAAGCACAUGUGUCUUGGUGGACACGGAUGCAAUGUUGCGCGGCAGACGAAGAGUUUGGAUGACGGAUGAAUCGAAACCUAGUUCAGAAGAGGUGUUGGGCUUCGAUCGCAUAACACAAUCAAGAAAACCUCGUGUGAUCGUGCCUUUCUUCGGAGGUGCUGAUGAUCGAGCUGCGGUGCAAUUUGCCAAAGGCUUGGCCUCGAACGCAUCAAAAGAAAUUGAUGUAAUCGUCAUCAAAGCGGAUGAAGGUGGCAGCGAAAAGCUCGAAGAGGAGCUCAUGAAAAGCUUGCAAGAACAAGAGAGAACGAAUAAACGAAAGGAAAGGGUGCAAAGAUCAAUCAGUCAGGCAUCCGAACUGCAGGGCGACGUAGAAGAAAGUCACUUGAUGACUGUAAAUCUGAAAACAGUCAAUCAACCUGAAGAACGAUAUGCAGAUGUUAGAGCACUUUUUGGAACGCAAGGACUGCAAAGGGAUGUGAUUCAAGAAGAGGAUGCAAAGGAAGAUGACCGUUCACCUGCGAGUGGAAAAGUCAUGCUUUACAAUCAAAAUUAUGUCCAUUUUGUCAACUUGAAUUCUGAACAGAUCCAAGCAACACAGACAAAGACACCUUUGGAAGCAAUCAUGCACUUUGCUGCACCUCUCGUAAACGCACAAGCUGGAGAUAUGGUGAUCGUAGGACGUGGUAAAUGGAAUCAACGUAGAUCCAAUUUCCGUCAACAAUUGAACGCUCUUCAAGAUAUUCACUUUACCACUUCAACUCGCACAGAAGAAGAACUUUUGGACAACAACACAAUCAAAGAUGUCAAAAGAGCAGGUCGUGUUUUAGGUGCUUGUUGUGAAGGUGUUUUGAGUUAUGGCAUCAAUGCCAGUAUAAUGGUCAUUCAAAGCCCAAACGCACAAAGGGAUGACUAAAUCGAUAAAUCUAACGAACCGAACGAAACGAAACGACGAAUAGCAAUAACACAUAUUUUGUACUUUUAUAGCAUUAUCUAACGACCUCUUUUUCCACGAUACAAGGUGCUCUACCUUUUUUUAUGAUUUAGUGUACAAAUGGUAUCUAGAUUUUAUCCUCUUCUUUUUGCUUUGCCGUUGCUACGAUCUGAAAUGGCGGUACUUCGUGCUUGCGUU